Seriola dumerili (greater amberjack) is the source of this 2522-nucleotide messenger RNA. It is a transcript of the gene ppp2r5eb, whose product is annotated as protein phosphatase 2 regulatory subunit B'epsilon. The record is from RefSeq and is a predicted model, not a curated record. The transcript has 14 exons. Gene Ontology annotation, biological process: signal transduction; protein dephosphorylation. NCBI's taxonomy places the organism in Eukaryota, Metazoa, Chordata, Actinopteri, Carangiformes, Carangidae. Gene Ontology annotation, molecular function: protein phosphatase activator activity. Gene Ontology annotation, cellular component: nucleus; protein phosphatase type 2A complex; cytosol. Bases 541 to 1980 code for a protein of 479 amino acids.
UCAGCCCAGCAGUGUUGACAAUAGGGUGAAAAGAAACAGCCCCGAAUCAUAAACGAGCUGAGGAAAACACCAAAAUCCAGGGGUUUGGGGAAGACAAGCAGUUGAAUCAAUAACAGGAAUGUAAUUGCGUUAACCUAAUCGUUUUAUAUAGCCGUAUUUUGUUAUUAAUGGAAGUUUGAGGAUUAUUCCGUUGGAAGGAAAAAGGUACUCGUGGGUUUGGCUGUUUCAGGCCAAGAUUUUCCUGCUGCUCCGCCGCUGCUUGGGAAAGGCUGUUUGCACCGAGCUGGAGGUAGCCUAACAGUUAGCCCGCUAGAUUUCCAAACAUAGGAUAACUCCUCGUCGCCGUCUCCGUUGCGAACCGCAGAGGAUCAAGGUAAAGUACUACGAUUGGAGAGCUAACAGCCACUCGGUCGGCUGCAGCUUGUCGGGCUCGGGUCGGGACUCGGGACGGUGUGUGUUUCCCAGCCCAGUCGGUCUGUCAGUCUGUGAGCGCUAGCUAACGGUAGCAGCAUUAGCACUGCCCCUGUAUUUACAUCUGGGAUGAUGGGUGAUCGCCCAAGUCCGCCCAGCAGGGCUAUGUCCUCGGCAGCCACCACAUCUCCAUCUGUGGACAAAGUGGACGGAUUUUCACGGAAGUCUGUCAGGAAGGCUAAGCAGAAGCGGUCGCAGAGUUCGUCCCAGUUCCGCUCUCAGGGCAAACCCAUAGAGCUCACGCCCUUGCCUCUGCUCAAGGACGUGCCAGCGCCGGAGCAGCCGGAGCUGUUCCUGAAGAAGCUGCAGCAGUGCUGUACUGUCUUUGACUUCAUGGACACGCUGUCGGACCUCAAGAUGAAGGAGUACAAGCGCUCCACGCUCAACGAGCUGGUGGACUAUGUGACCGUCAGCCGGGGCUACCUGACAGAACAGGCCUACCCCGAGGUCGUCAAAAUGGUGUCUCACAACAUAUUCCGGACCCUUCCGCCCAGUGACAGUAAUGAGUUUGACCCCGAGGAGGACGAGCCCACGCUCGAGGCCUCUUGGCCACACUUACAGUUGGUAUACGAGUUCUUCAUCCGGUUCUUGGAGAGUCAGGAAUUCCAGCCCAGCAUUGCCAAAAAGUACAUAGACCAGAAGUUUGUCCUACAGCUCUUGGAGUUGUUUGACAGCGAGGAUCCUCGGGAGAGAGACUACCUGAAGACAGUCUUGCAUAGAAUCUACGGCAAAUUCCUGGGGCUGAGGGCUUUUAUACGAAAACAGAUCAAUAAUAUUUUUCUACGUUUUGUUUAUGAGACGGAGCACUUCAACGGGGUGGCUGAGUUGCUGGAGAUCCUGGGGAGUAUAAUCAAUGGUUUCGCUCUGCCACUGAAAGCAGAGCAUAAACAGUUUCUGGUCAAAGUGUUGAUCCCCCUCCACACUGUCAGGAGUCUGUCCCUCUUCCACGCACAGUUGGCGUAUUGCAUUGUACAGUUCCUAGAGAAAGACCCAACAUUAACAGAACCAGUCAUCAGAGGCUUACUGAAGUUCUGGCCAAAAACCUGCAGUCAAAAAGAGGUGAUGUUUCUAGGGGAGCUGGAGGAGAUCCUGGACGUCAUUGAACCCACACAGUUCGUCAAGAUCCAGGAGCCGCUCUUCAAACAGAUCUCCAGAUGUGUCUCCAGCCCACAUUUCCAGGUUGCAGAGCGAGCCCUGUACUACUGGAACAACGAGUACAUCAUGAGUCUGAUCGAGGAGAACUCCAGUGUCAUCCUGCCCAUCAUGUUCGCCAGCCUCUACAGGAUCUCCAAAGAGCACUGGAAUCCGGCGAUCGUGGCGCUGGUGUACAACGUCCUGAAGGCCUUCAUGGAGAUGAACAGUACUUUAUUCGAUGAACUCACAGCAACUUACAAGUCGGACCGCCAGCGUGAGAAGAAGAAGGAGAAGGAGCGGGAGGAGCUGUGGAAGAAGCUGGAGGACUUGGAGCUGAAGCGGGGCCUUAGGAGCGACGGGAUCAUCCCAACUUAACGAAGACAGCGCCGCGCUCCCCUCUGCCCCUGCCCAUCUCCCUCAUCCCCUCCUCCUCCUCCUCCUCCUCCUCUCCUACUCUGACUCCCCUUCCCCCUCCAUCCUGACCCCAAAUCCCGCCCCCGCCCCCCCUCCACAUCAGCCAUGUUUGCCCAGAGCUCCGAAAAUCCCUGAUAAAGGCCAUCGUCUCUGGAUCGACACGGAGCGCCCGCUGGUUUCUUAAUUGUUUUUUUGUUUUUUUUCUUAUGUUUUUUUUUUUUUUUCUCCUGUGUUUAUGCGACUUACUUUACAGUAGAUUCAUCACGUCUGUUUUCAUUAUUUCAACAGCACUGUAAAUAAUUAUUUUUUCUUUUUUUUCCCUUAAACUGAUAUUAUUGCAAACGGAAAAACAAGACAAUAAUAAUAAAAAAAAGAAAGAAAAAAAUAGAAAAUGAGAAAAUGACUUGUGUGGGAGGGGGAUUUAAACAUCAACAAAAAAAAACUUUGGACUGUAGGACAUGAAAUGAACUCUUGGAAAACAGAAAACAACAAAAAAAAAAAAA